UGGAGGGGUAGAGGAAGAGUGUUCCAGAGUUUCGGGGCGUAGUGGCUGAAAUUGCGGCCUCCAAUGGCGGUGCCGAGGGCCGAGGGACAUCCAGAUGAAUUUCCCCUCCUCACAACCAAGCGAGUGUUCUUCAAAGGAGUCUUGGAAGAGCUAUUGUGGUUUAUUAAGGGUUCUACGAAUUCUAAAGAGUUGUCCGAAAGGGGAGUAAAGAUUUGGGAUGCCAAUAGUUCUCGAGAUUUCCUGGACAAAUUGGGAUUUAUGUCCCGAGAGGAGGGUGAUCUGGGGCCUGUUUAUGGCUUCCAAUGGAGGCACUAUGGAGCUGACUACAAGGAUAUGCACUCAGAUUACACUGGACAGGGAGUGGAUCAGCUCCAGAAAGUAAUUGACACUAUCAAAAACAACCCAGAUGAUCGUCGGAUCAUAAUGUGUGCCUGGAACCCUAAAGAUGUUCCUAAGAUGGCUCUCCCUCCCUGCCACGCUCUCUGUCAGUUCUACGUACUAAAUGGGGAACUGUCCUGCCAACUGUAUCAGAGAUCAGGAGAUGUGGGGCUUGGCGUUCCAUUUAAUAUUGCCAGCUAUUCCUUACUGACGUAUAUGAUUGCCCAUGUCACAGGCCUGAAGCUUGGUGACUUUGUGCACACUUUUGGGGAUGCUCAUAUUUAUAAGAAUCAUGUUGAACAAUUAAAGAUUCAACUCCAGCGUGAGCCAAGACCAUUUCCCAAAUUAAAGAUCACUCGCAAGGUGGAGAACAUCGAUGACUUCAAGGCGGAAGAUUUCAAGUUAGAAGGUUAUCACCCACACCCAGCUAUUAAGAUGGAAAUGGCUCUGUAAUGUCUUCCUGGCUCUGCAAAUAGUUGAAGCACAGGAGUUUUUGGAUGUAGAUGUAACGCUCUAUUAUCUUCAAGUUUUGAAGAUAAUUGUCCACAAAAUGGAUCACUCCUAUUCAAGUGUGGGAGAGAUCUGCAGCCUGUGCACCUGCAAUGGAAUAACCUGUAAAAGAGUUAGCCGGGAUGGUUUUUCAAGGUGAAUAAGUGUGGGGGUUUGUUUUGAUAUAAAGCAGGAGUAUUUACAGUUGUACAAUACAUCAGUAUUUGCUGUUUUAAAGUCUUUGUAGGAUUGCUGCUUUGGGGCUUAUUUGCAAAUGUUAACAAUAAAGGUGUACUCUUUGGAACAAUA
Callorhinchus milii (elephant shark) is the source of this 1176-nucleotide messenger RNA. It is a transcript of the gene tyms, whose product is annotated as thymidylate synthetase. NCBI's taxonomy places the organism in Eukaryota, Metazoa, Chordata, Chondrichthyes, Chimaeriformes, Callorhinchidae. The record is from RefSeq and is a predicted model, not a curated record. Gene Ontology annotation, cellular component: mitochondrion; cytosol. Bases 64 to 831 code for a protein of 255 amino acids. Gene Ontology annotation, molecular function: thymidylate synthase activity. The transcript is spliced from 7 exons. Gene Ontology annotation, biological process: dTMP biosynthetic process.